Messenger RNA from Lycium barbarum (goji berry), 797 nucleotides. RefSeq lists its product as uncharacterized. Lineage: Eukaryota; Viridiplantae; Streptophyta; Magnoliopsida; Solanales; Solanaceae. Bases 181 to 468 code for a protein of 95 amino acids. The transcript has 3 exons. The record is from RefSeq and is a predicted model, not a curated record.
UAGAUGAUACUUAAGGGACUAGUUUGAAUCUACCAACAAAGAUAAGGGGCGAUGUUUAUCAUUUUCUCGGCUACUAUCUGCUUAGUUAACGGAUCCUCCACCCAAAAUGUGACCCGCCGGCACAAAAUUGCUUUCUCGUCGCCAUUUCUGUGUGAGCUGGUACCAGGCUAGGGUCCUAUAAUGUGUGCGGAACAGCAUAAAGACCAACUGAAAGAGAUGGACUGGAAAACUUUGGGUGGAACCGAGAGUAGUGAGCCUAAUGUUGGACCAGCUGUGAAGAAACGGAUUCCAAAAAAGAUUCGACAAGUUCCUGAGUAUUAUUUUCUUCCGCGAAGAUCCUUACCGUACAACAUCGCCUUUUACGGGUCGUGUAUUGCUGCAGGUGUUGGUGCAGGGAUGCUACUCGAAGUAUGGAUCAACAAGAAGGUCAAAGAGGAUGGAGGAGUCAUAUGGGAGUUUGACAAAUGAACGAUGGGUUCUUUUCAGCUGUUUCGAUUGCUACCGCUUUUGCUCCAAGGAGUUCACCGGACAGAUGAAUAUCGUAACCAUUAGUACAGGACUAUAAAUCUUUCUUCUGCAUCCUGUUCAAUUUUGUAGGUUGUUAUCUUUCAGGAGCACUUGCGGAACAGAGAUGUCGAAUUUUAGAAAAUACUGCUGAAAUAUUAGGUCAUAUUUGCCUUAAUGGCUUGCUUAACCUUUGAAUAAAUGAGAGAGGUCAGGCAAGUGGCCUAAGAAUUCUCUUUCCUCUGCUUUAUUGAACAGUUAUAGUAGUAUUGAAUGUGGAGCAAUUGAAUAUU